AUGAAUGAGUGGCAGCAACUACGACGAUGUCUUCCGCGUUUACGUCAACAACAACAUCUUCGUUCGUCAGUCCUGUUGGAGGUGUGCCGAACGAUGAGGAAGUGCUGUGCUCCGCCGUCCCGCUACCCGAACCUGUCGAAAGCUAGUACAAGAGCUUUUUCCACGAAGGAGCGCCUAGCCACGAGACAACCCGUGGGGGCGUCCUCUCUGUCGUUCAACGAUUCAUCCAGAAGCGGUUUCUACUACUACCGCUGCGUGUUUACAAAGACCACCGGUCCUCUCGGGACCACCGCAGCAAGAGGGGGAAUCCCGUCGGGAAUUCUUUUUCAACUGUCACGCGCCAUGUCAGCGCUAUCUGUAGGAACAGCUCCCGGCGGUACUGCCGCUACGAAUGUAGUUUCGUCCAUUCAGAAACUCCCUGCCUCCAAGGCGCGAGCCCUCGCUGCGGUCGCACAGAUGACAACGACCUCGGAUCACGAGCAAAAUUUCCAGACGGCAGAAGCGCUCGUGAAACGCGCAAAGAAGGAAAAUGCGUCCAUGGUGUUUUUUCCCGAGGCGUUCGCGUUUCUCGGGAAUCACUUCACGGAGACCGUCGCGCAGGCGGAGCCGAUUUUUCCGGGCGAUUUUUGCGAUACUACAAGAACCGGCGCACGAAAUGAUAAUAACGGCGACAUCCCAGCACUCCCAGAGCCAGAGGAUCUUUUUACGGAUGGACCAGUAGCAUCGUCAGCAUCUACUUCAACCGGCAAAGCCCGGUCAUCUUCCCUGCCAGACCGUCGCUGGCUUCCGAGAUACCUGCAGUUGGCAAAAGAGCAUGAAAUUUGGAUCAGUUUUGGUGGCUAUCACGAGCAGGCGGCGACAGACGAGGAACGGGACGACGAAAAAGCGGCGGCGGCGGAGCAGGGAAUUGUAGUAACUUCUGAUGGUAAAAGCAAAACCGUCAGUGGUAGUUCUGACACUUCUCAGAUUGUUCCUAUCCGCGUGUUCAACUCUCACCUCAUCGUGAACAGCGAGGGCAAGAUCGUCGCGCGGUACCGCAAGAUCCACUUGUUUGAUGUGAGCAUUCCGAACGGUCCGGUAUUGAUGGAGUCGAGGUACACGCAACCCGGUAAAUUUGAGAAAGACAACCUUCUUGUCGUCCCGUCCCCCGUGGGGAACCUCGGGUUGACGACCUGCUACGAUUUGCGGUUUCCCGAGCUGUACACGGUUUUGCGGGAGGAACUAAACGCGGAAGUGAUGCUCGUCCCGUCCGCCUUUACCGUCCCGACCGGCCAGGCGCACUGGCACGUGCUGUUGCGGGCCCGGGCGAUCGAGACGCAGUGCUUCGUCCUGGCCGCAGCCCAGUGCGGAAAGCACAACGAAAAGCGGGCAUCGUACGGCCACGCGCUGGUGGUGAGUCCUUGGGGGGAAGUAUUGGCGGAUUGCGGAGGAGAACGAGAGAGAAAAGAAAAUGAAAACGUUGAAAACAAGGAAACGAGCAACACAACGCUAGUUGUGCCUCCUGUGUCUGUUUUCGCUUUUGAGUCCAAACUUGCUCUUGUCGAGAUUGAUACACACGAAUGCGACAAAAUACGCGAAAAAAUACCCGUGUUCAUACAUCGAGACACCGCUGGGAUUUAUGCGCGACGUAAAGAUAUUUUUGAGCCAAGAAGCGCAUAGUGCAAUAAGUAGUAACGGCGUCCUGCGCCGGCGCCGGGGCCAGCAUUACUUUCGCUUUAAGAAGCACAAUCCUUCACGUAGCUGCCACGCGCUACAGAACUACCUUUCGAAGCACUGCAGGAAAAAAAGAGACUCGGUGUUCGUCAGAAAUCACCGAAAACAGAAAAGCAAAAGUUGUGAAGCAGGCUCCUCGGUUACCUCGUAGAUAUUCCUCUUGACAAAAAGUAAAAGAAAAAGAUCGGUCCUGGUCGCACAACGAGAUAAUCAACGCCCUUACACGUACAAAAACUACAAAAGUGUUGACAUCUGCUAUCGGUCGAACCUCGUACACACAAAGAAAAAAAUUCGUUCGGGGCCUCGUCCGGGGUGAAGCAUCUAGUGAGAAACCACGCGUAACACGGCAAAAUUGACACAGUCAUCACUUUAACGUCGGUCUGCGUUCUUCCGUACAAUAUUGAAUCGUCCAAUAUCAAAUUGGUGGGGUACUAUGCCGUCCUAUCGAGAUUUAGAAUGGGAGAAAG
Molecule: messenger RNA, 2180 nt
Organism: Amoebophrya sp. A120
Lineage: Eukaryota; Dinophyceae; Syndiniales; Amoebophryaceae
Source: the annotation of a GenBank genome assembly